Molecule: messenger RNA, 6669 nt
Organism: Papaver somniferum (opium poppy)
Lineage: Eukaryota; Viridiplantae; Streptophyta; Magnoliopsida; Ranunculales; Papaveraceae
Exons: 5
Coding region: 321-4799 (1492 amino acids)
Source: RefSeq, a predicted model, not a curated record
GGAAAAUUCAAGUUUUCACAGAGGGUAUAAUGGGAAUUUUAAACUUACACCCAAAACUCAAUCUCUUCCUCUAUAUCCUUCUAACUGUAAGACAAUUUCUACUGUACUCUCUCUCUCUCUCUCAAUAAUCAGACAAGUGAAGAAGGCUUUUUUGGAUGGUUCAUAGAUUUGGAUUUUUCUGGAAGAAGUUGGGAGUUAUUUGUUUAUUGGAAGGAAUUUGAUAUACGAAAUUAGAAGCAAGGAUUGGUUGGGCGGAGUCGUCGAAGAACCAGUCAAGAUCGGAUUAUAAAUCUUUUUAGGUCUUUAGAAAUCUCAAAGACAUGCCAAUAACUAGAUCUCAAGAGCGAGGAGUUAGUCCACAUGUUUGGCAAUCUAGUGAUGCAGGUAUUCCUCUCAAGAAAAGGAAGUUUAUGUUUGUCAGGCAGCCAUCACCAGAGCCUGAAUUAGGGUCUUCGCCUCGAUUGGAAUCUCGUGAAGAAGAACAAUGUAUUGGAAAUACUUCAGAUUCAAGUUGUCCGACAGAAUUUAGUGGGUUUCAUGGUUGUAGUAGUACUGAGAAAUCUAUACCGGGGAAAGAAGAAGAGGGUUCAGCUGGCGGAAAUGUUAGCUUGGCUCUGAAUGCAAGUGGUCCGACAGAAGUUAAUCGGUUUCAUGGUUGUAGUAGUAAUGAGGAAUCUAUACUGAGGAAGGGAGAAGAGGGCUCUGCUGGCAGAAAUGUUAGCCUGGCUCUGAAUGCAAGUGGUGCGACAGAAGUUAAUGGGUUUCAUGGUUGUAGUAGUAUCGAGGAAUCUAUAUCGGGGAAAGGAGAACAGGGCUCUGCUGGCGCAAAUGUUCGCUUGGCUCUGACUGCAAGUGGUGCGACAAAAUUUAGUGGUUUUCAUGGUUCUAGUAGUAAUGAGGAAUCUAUACCAGGGAACAGAGAAGAGGGUCCUGCUGGUGGAAAUGUUAGCUUGGCUCUGACUGCAAGUGGUCCGACAGAAUUUAGUGGUUUUCAUGGUUCUAGUAAUAAUGUGCUGACUGUUUCAGCAGGUUUUGGUUCUGAACUUAGUUUGCAAUUGGCACCUUCCAUAAAUCCUGUACCAGAAACAGGGAAAGAAGAAGUGAUUAGAAAAAUCGAUUGUAGCAUGGGUGUCGAAACUGAUAAUUCUACAAACUCAAUAAAGACUGAAUUGCUAUUUGUUUCCAAAGUGUCAGCAGAUAUGGCUUCAGCUGGUGAGCAGACUCAAAGGGUAUGCAAGGAUCAGGAUAAAUUAGAUCCCAAUAAAUGGAACUUGGGGUUGCCCAAUGGUCAAAAAUUCAGUAAUAGCAAUGAUUUGAAGUUGGCCUUAAACAGUGCUAAUGAUGCAAAUAGGACACACUGGGAUUUGAACACUACGAUGGAGACAUGGGAGGGAUCUCUGAAAGGUGCGGCUUCUGUUGGUAGGAAUGGUUGUACUAAUGCAGUAGAUGAUGUCAGUGCACGUGAUGUGAAGCCUGUGAUAGGCUCAACUCAGAUGGUUAUUAGUAAAGCAGAGGGCAGUAAUGUUGAUUUAGGAAAGAAGAUCCUUAACAAGAGUAAGCAACAGUGUGGACCGGAUGAUCUCCUUCGUUUAGGGGUACAUCCUUCGGUUCCUCAGUCAGGUUUGAGUCUAGGACUCCUGUCUAUUCCAAAAGAAGUAGAUUCAAGUAGAGUGUCAUCUAAUUUGAGGUUACCUGAACGGCUGGUGCCGCCACCUAAAGUCAAUGGAAUUGUCAAAUCUGAACCAUCUGACGAGGGUAGUAGACUUGAACCUGUAGUAAAACCGAUACCUCCAAAAAUAGUUCCGUUGCAGGGGCGUACUGCAGAAACACCUAAACCCGCAAAAAUUGUACCAAAUUCUGUAAACCUUAGAACACUCAAAUCCGAACCAGGUCAAGGUGUUUGUGUUGAGAACCCGAAGAUAGUAGAAAAAGUGUGUAUGCAAUCAGCGAUUCGUCCUCUUAACUCUUUGGUGCCCACUCCUUCUGUUGCUGUUGCUUCUGACACAAGAAUUUCACAUGCCGUACAGUUUCCUAUUGCGGGGUUGUCAAAUCUGAACCAACAAGGAGGUCGUAAAGUUGAACUUGUAGCAAAAGUGAUACCUCCAAAAAUAGUACCAUCACAGGGGUGUACUGCAGAAACACACAUGCCUGCAAAAAUUGUACAGACUUCUGUAAACCCAAAGGGAGUAGAAAAAUUGUGUAUGCAAUCAGAGAUUCGUCCUCUUAACUCUGUGGUGCACACUCCUGUUGCUGUUGCUGUUGCUUCUGACCCAGGAACACCUAUUACUGGAGGAAUUUCACCUGCUUUACAGCUUCCUGUUGCAGGGGUGUCUAAUUCUAAUACCAAAGAGGCAGCAGACCAUGCUCUACUACCCGCCAAGAAAGAAAUGUUAUUGUGUGGGGGAGUAGAGCAGGGAGCAACUAACAAUGUUCCUGCUGCUGUAGGAUCGCUUUCCCGAAUAGCGAGUCCUGAUGGAAAAGAAUCAAAAUCAGCUGAUGAUACUAUUGGUCUGCCGGAAAAAGAAUGUCUGGAUGUUGCUAAUCCAAAUGAUAUGGAAUCAAAUUUGAUGGAUGGGCAUCAUUCCAAACCUCUUGAAAAUAGAGAGGCAUCUGAAAAUGAUGAGAAGGUUGACAUUCCUGCUGAGGAGGAGUGUCCGUCUGGAAAUGAUUGCACAUCAGGUGGUAAUCACGAUACUAAUGCACAUGACGUGGAGAAUAAUGACUGUGAAAAUGGAGAGGUUCAAAAAACUUUGGAGCAUAGUGCAAUUGAAGAAGGUAUAGGUCAAGUACUUGAAGGUGCCAGAAAUUUUCCUGAUGAUAACCGUGAAUCUGCGUCAGAUGUCGACAUGGACAUUUCUGAAUCUGAUGAUUGUGCAGAAAAAUCUGAAAGCAUAUUGCUAGACCGAAAGGAGGAACAGUGCCACAAUGGUGUGGCAUUUUUUAACGUACCUCUGCCAGUUGAAUCGUCAAUUGCCAGAACUCAGGAGGAAUUCAUUAAGUAUGUCAGACAACUGGAUCAGGCAGAACGAGAACUUCAAAGAGGUAAUAUAAUGACAUUGGCUUCUGAUGUAGUAACAAGCACAUACACAGGAUUUACCUCAAGUGAUGGUAUGGAUGUGGCACUUGCUUUACAAGAGAAUUUCAAUAAAAAAGUAAGUUAUUUGGGUGCAGGUUCUUCGGUUUUCUCAAAGACAGAAUCACAUGUGAAUAAUGAAGAAAUAGCUAAAGAUGUUAAUGCUGGAGGUAAUAAAAGCAGGAUUAUAAAUUUGCCUCGGGCAUCAUCUAAUGUGUCACAAUCAGGUGAAUCUGGAAAGAUUCCCAUCGAAGGCAUGGUUUUUUCGUCGCGGAAUCAUGGGGAAGGAUCUAACUGUGCAGAAUUUGAGGAUGAAAGAUUCCGUGGACGGGGAAAUAGAGAAGGUAGGUACAUGGAUCCCAGAUUCGAAAGAAAGAGGAAUCGAGAUCAUCAGCCAUUUCGUAGCAGUGGAUCUGAAUUUAGGCAUAGCAGAGGAAGGGUUGAUAACCGAGUACGAAAUGUGCGUAAUGAAUGGGAUCCUGAGUUUUCUACAGAACAUGGUCAUGGGCAAUCUAAUUUUCGCUUUACUAGGUCCAAAGAUAAUACUUCUUCCAAAUAUGAGGGCAGUGAUUUUGUUCCACGAGGUGGGAGGACUGUUGGUACUGGUAGGGGAAGGGGAAGGAGGAAGUCCUUGGAUAACGAGUUGCAAAGUUACCGCCAUCCACCAUCUAGGAGGCGAUCUCCUGGUGGGAGAGAGGGGCCUGUGUCACGUGGUAUACGAAUUCGAAGGGGUCCAAGAGAUGUUAGCCCAGAUAGAUGUAUUCCUGAAGAUGAUCCUGAUUUGAUUGGAUUGCGACAUGAAGAGAAGUUCAUAAGGGUUUUACCAGGCGAGGUAAUGAAUAAAGAUUUUUCACGUUCUCAACCUCAAUAUGAGAGAUUACAGGAGUCUUUUCUCCAUGGAAACCAAAGAUUUUUACCCAUGCAGAGGCGGAUACCGUUACAUAUGCCUCGAGUUCACUCAAAAUCUCCUCCAAGGUCCAGAACACGCUCCCCUGGCCCUUGGUUGUCACCUAGAAGGAGGUCACCUGACGAGUUUGUUGGACAUCCAGAUCUGAAUAAUUGCCGCUCUCCUCGGCUUUACAGGAUAGAGAGGAUGAGAUCUCCUCAACGGCAUCCAUGUUUUGCUGAAGGAAUGGUGGUUAGAAGGAAUGGUUCUCCUCCACAAUACAUUACCCGACCAUGUAAUGACUCGAGAGAGAUGGGUUCAUCAAGAGAUCUUGAUCAUCCACGGUCAUAUAUGCGCAGUAGGAGUCCUGGACAGAUUGUCCCUAGGAGUGCCAGAAGGUUUGUUGUAGACCCUCGAGAAAGGCCGGAAACUGAUGAAUUAUUUGCUGAAGCAAUUCACUCUGGUAGAUUUCAUGAUUUAUUAGUAAGUAAUGGAGGUGAGGAUGAUAGAAGAAAUGGCAUUGAGAGACCUGGUCCAGUUAGGUCAUUUCAUCCUCCUUAUAAUGACAAUUCUGAUGGAGCGAACUUCCAUCAUCAUGACGAAGAUGGCCCUCCUAGUAGGCCUUACAGAUUCAUAGCAGAAGUUGAUGGUGAAAUUCAUGAGAGAGGGAAUACAAGGGGAAGAAGAUUUGAAAGAGGAAGUUUAAGAGGAAGAGGGUUUGAAAGACAGAUUAAAAACCAACCAGAUAAGGCCACACCCAGGACAAGGAGCGCUGAAGAGCAAGAAGAAAGUUACUGGCAAAGUGAGCAGCAAAAUUGGCACGAGAUGUCUCCCUUUUGAGGAGGAGAGGAUUUGUUUCUGUUGUAAAUUAUGGUGUUAAGCACAGGGGCAAUGUUCCUUUAUCCAGAAAGGUCAGUUGCAGUUUGCUGUCAACCAAAUGAAUACUGAUCCUUGCUGGUAACUGGCGCCACAUUUCUUUUCAAAGGAUCUUUUUCAUGGGUUUGUUAAAGAAACAGACCUUGCAAAUUUUACUGAUCAAAUAGAGUCUGCUUUUGAGAAACCUAGACUAGCAGUUUACUCAACUUGGCAGUUACCAGGUUUAAUUGAUGUUUAUCAGAAAAAAAAAACCUAGUUAUAAAAGUUCCGAUCGAAGGGUUUUAAAUUUUGUAUUCAUCGCAUUUAUAGUUUCGAAUCUGGAUGGGGGUCCAUUUGUUAUGAAGAGAACCAAGAAAAGGUAAAUGGAUUAUGUUGCUGGGAAAGGAUCAUAUUUUGCAGAGCCAGAAAUAAACCAAGAGAUGGCAGAAUCUCACCACUCAGCAAAUACAAAUCCCGCGAGAGUUGAUCUUUGUGGAAACCCCAGCAAUGCAUACUUCAUCUUGACAAUUUCACUCGGCCUUAGAAGUUUGUUGGCAAGAUCUGGACUAGGACCACAAGAAGGGUGUAUCAUUCCAGUUCAACCCCCUCAAUCAUUUGGUUUGUGAACAGGUUGCAAAACAAGGGUUUCUGCGGAGGAGUUGUCUUUCCUAUUGCCAUCUGUAGGAAUUUUCGCAAAUAUUGUAACUUCCAGAGAUAAAGAAAUCGAGCUUAAUGAUGGAUACUUCAGAUUAUCAUAUGAUUCCCUUCUCUCUGCAGAAAGGAAGUUUGGUACCAUUGCUGGUCUCCCAGAUUCAGGUGCUCAGGUAAAUGGCGCACUAGUUCACAUGGUAUUGACAUCUUAAACUCAAAUAUUUCGUUAGAGAGGCAAUAAUAUUCCAACUCGAGCCUAUUGCCAUUUGCCAUACUUCAACAAGUAAGAGUGUACUAUAACCACACUGUGAGGUUAGAAGCUUUUUCAUUCUUGAAUAUGGAAAUUCUGCCAGUGAAGGAAAUAGCUGAUUUGAAUUGUGACCGUCAGUAUGGGAGUAACAACAGUUAGAUUGGUUUUGCAUUCUUGCUUGUGUAUUCACGCAUCGAUGCGUCUUCUUUACAUUUGAAAUGAGUUUCAGGACAUUAUCAAAGGAGAGCAGAAAAUCUUUCAGUAUAAUGUGUGAGAUUGGGGAAAACCCCUGUAAACUUCCAGCUGGAGUUUAAUGAAAACUAAAGAUGGAAUUUUGUAUUGGAGCAAGCAAGAGGAUUCAAUAUUGUGAAUUUCGGAAUAAGGUAGAGAUGAACAUUUCUCAGUAUUUUGAAGAAGAGGAUAAAGGAAAGCCCUUUCAGACUUUCAUCUGGAUUCAGUAUAAAGAUUUUGGGAAGAAGAUAUACGUUAGCUGGAAGUUCAUUUCCGGAAUUUAAUUUAAAGCUCUCCUAAUUUGCAAGAAAGAGCAUAUUGCCAAUGUGCAUAAUUUGCAAUAUGCCAAAGAUACACUCAAUUGUGUUGAUUGGUUGCAGAAAAAUGUCUCGAAUUCCCUUCAAACAACAGAUGGUUCAAACGUCUGCCUCAUUGAUUUGAGGAUGUAAUUUAAACAGCCAGAGUUACCUUCAGUUAUCAUGUACAAAAACCUGGGCAAAAGCUCCAUUUGUUGUAAAUUCUGUCUGGUGAACUGAAUGGCACGUGUUUGACAAGCCAGACGGUGCGAAAGGAAAAAAGCCCUGCGACUACUGUUGUGUUGGAUGGUGAUUCCUUCAUCACUGGUUUUGGUGUUGUGAUAUGUGACCUAAGCCUAAUGCAACAGUACACCACAGUAAACAGCCAAUAGUUACAGACAUCACCAUUUCAGGUUUCACUUUAAAA